Molecule: messenger RNA, 528 nt
Organism: Dovyalis caffra
Lineage: Eukaryota; Viridiplantae; Streptophyta; Magnoliopsida; Malpighiales; Salicaceae
Source: the annotation of a GenBank genome assembly
AUGCUGGAGCUCAUGCCUUUUCCACCAAGGAAAGGGGCUGUCCCAAGAUAUGAAGUUGGCCGUCUUUAUGAGUUUCUACGAAGCUCAAGAAUUCUGAAGAGAAUACCUUUAGUUUGUCACGAUUAUGCACCCUCAGCAUUUUUAAUGUUGGCCAUUCUGAAGUAUGUGUUCCAGAAUCCAGGGUAUAAACCUUUAAGUUUUGGUACCUCCCAAAGUUUCAGGCAACUUUCUGGACGAAAGUCUUCAAAUGAAGGCAAUGCUCUAUCUGCAAUUGCUUCAAGGAUGCAAAUUCAACAUAAUCUUUGGUGCAGAAUCUUGCGAGGUUUAGAAGCCGCAAAAGACCUUUGGCCAUGGAGAAUGAUAAGAGAUUCCUCAAUUGAUCCCGAACUUCCCACCUUUAAUAUUCUUAAACUACCGAAAGAGACUCGUUGUGAAUUUGCCUUGACAAAUAUUCUCCAACUUCAUCAAAUUAUCAAGAGAUAUCGACUCCAAUAUGGGAAAGGCAUGACAAGGAACCCAAUCGAAUGA